This is a messenger RNA of Propithecus coquereli (Coquerel's sifaka), 868 nucleotides long. It is a transcript of the gene GET1, whose product is annotated as tryptophan rich basic protein. The record is from RefSeq and is a predicted model, not a curated record. Gene Ontology annotation, biological process: tail-anchored membrane protein insertion into ER membrane. Bases 32 to 556 code for a protein of 174 amino acids. NCBI's taxonomy places the organism in Eukaryota, Metazoa, Chordata, Mammalia, Primates, Indriidae. The transcript has 5 exons.
AGGUGUGUAGACGCUGCCAGGGGCAUCCGGAAUGAGCGCGGCCGAAGCCGACCGCUGGGCGUGGCUGCUGGUGCUCAGCUUCGUGUUUGGGUGCAAUGUCCUUAGGAUACUCCUCCCGUCCUUCUCUUCCUUCAUGUCCAGGGUGCUGCAGAAGGACGCGGAGCAGGAGUCACAGAUGAGAGCAGAGAUCCAGGACAUGAAGCAAGAGCUCUCCACGGUCAACAUGAUGGACGAGUUUGCCAGAUAUGCCAGGCUGGAAAGGAAGAUUAACAAGAUGACAGAUAAGCUCAAAACUCAUGUGAAAGCACGGACAGCUCAAUUAGCAAAGAUAAAAUGGGUUAUAAGUGUUGCUUUCUACAUAUUGCAAGCUGCUCUGAUGAUCUCGCUCAUUUGGAAGUACUAUUCUGUCCCUGUGGCUGUCGUGCCAAGUAAAUGGAUAACCCCGCUAGACCGGCUGGUAGCUUUUCCUACCAGAGUAGCAGGUGGUGUUGGAAUUACCUGUUGGAUUUUAGUCUGUAACAAAGUUGUGGCCAUUGUGCUUCAUCCUUUCAGCUGAAAAGGAAGAUAAAUGCGGCUAUGGGACGUUUAAAAAUGGAUAUUCUCUUAUUAGGUUAAACAUCUUAUUUAUGGUUUUUUUUUUUAAGAAACAAAAGUGUAGUUAGCAUUUUUGUUGUUGAAUAUGUUUGUUCUUGGAGUUCAUGUAAGAUCCUUACACGAAUCGAUAUUUUUCUGCACUUGUCAUUGGGCCAGCCAGUUUAUGACAUGUGUGUACCGACCACCAUCAUCCCAGAUCUGCAGGAAAUGUGUCACUUGUGAUUUGCGCUCUUGGCAUAUUUUGCUCCUAUCACCAACUGGAAAGUCAAAAUUU